Ailuropoda melanoleuca (giant panda) is the source of this 489-nucleotide messenger RNA. RefSeq names its product 28S ribosomal protein S24, mitochondrial. Gene Ontology annotation, biological process: translation. NCBI's taxonomy places the organism in Eukaryota, Metazoa, Chordata, Mammalia, Carnivora, Ursidae. The transcript is spliced from 2 exons. The record is from RefSeq and is a predicted model, not a curated record. Gene Ontology annotation, cellular component: mitochondrion.
AUGGGGACGGGGACUGGAGGGGCCAGGUGUGUGGGUUGGGGAAGGUGGCUUGGGUCGGUGGAUGUGCAGAGUCGAGGCCCUUCUUGCUCCUAGAACCAGGUGGCCCGAUUCAGAGUGGACAAGGGGGACAAGCUGGUGACCUACGAGGAGGUGCAUGGGCCGUACUACAUUGCCCACUGCAAGGGCUGGCUGUCGCUGCACACAGGUAACCUGGAUGGGAAGGACCAUGCUGCAGAGCGAACAGUGGAGGAUGUUUUCCUUCAAAAGUUCAUGCUGGGCACCUUCCCAGGGUAUCUGGCCGACCCGCUGAUCCUAAAGCGCCAGGCUCACCAGUUGGAGGUCUGUGCCCUGGUCCUGAGGCAGCUGCCUGCACACAAGUUCCACUUGCUGGUGGGCUACAGUGAGACUCUGCUGUCCCCCUGUGACAAACGUCCCGUCUGUCCGCACCUCCAGACUGUGCCCUCCAAGGUCGUGUAUAAGUACAUCUAA